GUUUAAAUUACUGCUAGCGUUGCUUUGUUAAUUACCUAGUUGUUCCAGUUGUUGAAGUUAUUGUAGACGACCAAGUGUCCAACUGACAACAUACCGACAGCUUGCUGCUUAGACAUCCUUUUAUCGCAUAUCAGACGCACCAAUUUAACUAGCCGUUCACACACAGCACGCCCUUCUCUGGUUACAGUAGGGCUGCGCAACGCAAUUGGUAGACGGAUUUUUGUAACUCCCUUUGCCUUGCUGUCAACUGGUGCAAACCACAACGGAGAAUGGAGGCGUUAGCAUCUCAUCCGCUGGUGUUGACAAAGCGACGUGCAAUCUUUUCAAUCCUCUGUGGCGUUUUUUGGUUGAGUAACCUUUCUCAAGCGCAAUCUUCGCCUCGUCCCGCACCUGGAAGUGCGUACCUUUUCAACAACACCUACAUGUGCAUCAACAACUGGGAGAUCAGCGGAACCAACAUGGCUACCUACAGCGGCAUUGGCUUUGAUGAGAGUGUGUGCCGGUUUCUUUGCUCUGGACUCCCGGCCUGUACGACUUAUGUCUGGUUUGUGUACGGCCAAUGCGUCAUUCGACGAGACGCCUUCCGGGAUGCGGAUGGGGUGACCGGCGCGUCAACCACAGCCCUCCGCUCGUGCAUCAAGAAGGACCUCGCGGUUUUGCCUCCACCUCCGCCCCCGCCGCCUCCGCCGUUCAAAGUAAUGGAGAACAACAACCAACAGCCCGGAGAGGACGUCUACCUUAUUCGAGCGCUUGGCCCUAUGUCUGCCGAGUGCCCAACCGCCAACUACCUAACUCCCAGCCAAGACUGCGACAUGUACGGUGCUUGGACGCUUGCCGAGUUUGCGGGAUCUCACCAGGCCUGGAUUGUACGGAAAUCUCCCCUAGCGGAUGGAACCUAUAUCAUCACCAACUACUAUCGGUCUCUGGUUGCCGACCCGCCCUGCGACCGAACGAUCUGGAGUUACCGGUCGGACUGCCAGAGCACCUACGUAGACAUGUGGUACAGCUUUGACGGACCCCAGCAAGAGGUUUAUUUCGAGCCAGUUGCCGGCCGUCAGGGCGCUCUUCGCAUCCGCGCCGCGGGCCGCCCGGGCUGCAAGGAGCGCUACCUCGCCGCUGUGCUGGCCUGUCCCGACUUUGGCAGCGUCUACUGGGCCCCGCUGAACCUGUUGGACCCCGCCUUCAUCUUUGAGCUCGUCCCCAUGAGCUCCGCAUACCCGGUCGCGGACAUGCCCACGCACCCGAACUACCCGGAUGCGCCCUCCUCGCCGCCGCCUUCAUAGAGCUGAGGAAGGCAUGGGGAGGCAAAGCAGGUGUGUUACAGGCGUAUGGCUCCGUUCAUUAUGUGGCAUAAGACGUCACGCGGUCAUAUCACCGUACGACAUCAAUGGAAAGAUGGGACUCGUCAUCUAGGUGGGCAGCACCCACCCGCACGAGGCGGCCCGUUCAACAGCAGCUAGGCAGGAGUGGCAGGUACCAGCCAGAUGGCAGGUUUGAUACACGUUAAAGUUGAGUACUAGAACGCGGAACAGCAGCAGCAGCAGCUCCCAAGGCAGGGUAGUCGCAGAGUACUUGACAGGCUUUUGUAUGCUUUAGGCGGCAGGGUUAUCAAGGCGCGUGCGGGUUUUAAAUUGGGCAAUUGAACCUAUGCGGGUGUUGGAGUGGCCCACAUGCGCCUGUUGAUAGCAGUUUCUUUGAAAACGAAUGAUUCCUAAAGUUGCCUUUAAACAAAAUUGCAGUAGUUUGGUUGGGGUGGUUUGCAGAUGUCUGUACUUGCCUACCAACCACAACAGCAUUGUACGGGUAGCAGUGUGCGAAUCCUGUGCUGUUGCUGACACUGAUGCAGCGUUGGUUUCAUAUCUUGGGUUGAGUAGUCGCGAGCAGGGUGCCACUUUUGGUUAGUUAUGUUUGGGAGAGGUCGACUUUGCCCCCCGGCGGGAGGGGUCGACUAUAUGUUUUGUGCCUCUUAGGUGCAGGGUUUGAUGUUCAGCCAAGGUCGAGGCAGGUGUUUGUACGGUAGGGCUGUUGGCCGAGGGGGGUAAUGCCAUCGUUUAGAUCGUGCAUCUUGUCUGUCCAACUAACACUGCACCCUUACUAGUGUCGCCUCACUCUUUAGGUUUGGAAGCCAGCGCUUCAAGACUCAGGCAUGUGACGUUAUACAUUUAUUUUUAGCUGAUUGAGUUGCCUUACUACAAUUACAUAUGACGUACGAACUUGCACCAUG
This is a messenger RNA of Astrephomene gubernaculifera, 2224 nucleotides long. The record is from the annotation of a GenBank genome assembly. Lineage: Eukaryota; Viridiplantae; Chlorophyta; Chlorophyceae; Chlamydomonadales; Astrephomenaceae.